AUGUCCCCACUGCCAUUGCUGGCAUCUGGGCAGGGAGCGGCCAAUGUGGGCAAGUCUGCUUUCAUCUGCGCGUUGCUAGACGAGAUGGCGAGUCGGGACAUCAUGGCAGCAGCAGCACGGCGUCGUCGCCCCGUGGCCUCUGCCAUGCCGGGCACCACCCUGGGACCCAUCUGCCUCAAGGCCUUUUCCGGUGGAGGGGACCUGUACGACACCCCCGGGGUGCAUCUGCACCAUCGCAUGGCCGCCAUGCUGCAUCCGUGGGAUCUGCACCACCUCGGCCCAAAGCGACGGCUGAGAUCGUUCGUUGUCACCGGGCCUCUGGACCAGCACACAGGCGCAGGCAAGGGGAGAGAAAAAACAGAAGAGAAAGCAGAAAAUGUGGAGAAACAGGAGAAGAGGGCGCAGAAAGAGAGUGUAGAGGGAGCAGGAGCGGAAGAGCGUGCAGAGGGGGGCACCAGAGGAGAGCAAGAGGGGCUUCAGGGCACCUCUCUCUUUUGGGGCGGCCUCGUUCGGAUCGAUGUGGUGAAGGCGCCAGCUGGCGCAGCUCUCACCUUCUUUGGCCCCGUGGCCAUCCGCGUGUCCUCCGUGCCCACCCCUGCUGCCGAUGCCUUCUAUGAGGCUGAGGUGGGUCGCCUGCUUGUGCCGCCAUCCAAGCCAUUGGAGGAACCGGCCUGGGAGGGGCUGCCAUCGCAGCGGGCCUUCUCCUUCCGCCUGCCUGCCAAGCGCUCCAGCCCGGUAGCCGACAUCGCAAUCUCCGGCCUCGGGUGGGUUUCUUUGUCUGGCGUGAAGCCACGUCAGCGCACCAACCCUGAUGCUGACGUGUCAUCUAGUGACGCCACCACCAGUGGUUCAGAUGCUGGACGCGUGAAGCCUACUGGCACUUGGGAUGAUCCCAAUGCUGCGAACUGUGCUCACGGCGAUGUCGCUCGCUUUGAAGAGCCUGGAAAUUUAUCACAGGGCAAGGAUUACAAUGACGAAGAUGGUCAUGGGAGCAGAGGUUUGUUCGAGAAGCAAGAAAGCGAUGUGGAGGUGGUUGUGCAUGUACCCAAGGGCAUUGAGGUGUUUGUACGCCCUCCCAUGCCCGUUGGGUGGUUUGCCAAUGACUGGUAUCAGUACGAGGAGCUCAGUGAGAAAGAGGAGAUGUCGAGACCUCGGGGCGAAAUGGCAGGCGUCGGGGAAGCCCCGCCACCUGCGCCUCCGCCUCCGCCUGCCAUGGCUGCUCCGCCAGGUGCUCCGCCAACGAUGCUUCCGCCGACGGCGGAAGAGACAGUCCCGCUGAGCCUGCUGACUACUGCGACGGUUCAGCAGACCAUGCGAGAGCUGCGACAGCUGAGCGAGUCGCUGGCUGCGUCCCGUGCGACGGCGGAGGCGAGCGGACGAGGUCCCGACGACGAGAAGCAACGAAAGGUCGCUCUGCUGAAAUUCCUCUGGCAUACGCGACAGAAGCUGCUGCGGCUACUCGUUGUAACGAAAUGGUGCAACCAGCUGCCCGUGAUCGAGCGGUGCAAGCAAGCGUGGACUGCGCUGGCCAAUCACGACGCAGCGUUCGUACAAGCGGCGGACGGAUUAUGGAUGACCCACGCGCAGAUCCAAGGGGCGCGCGCGCCUCUCUACGACGUUCCUACGGCCGUCGAAAUCCUCUCCACGCACGCUUACCGCCGGCUACCCGCUUGCGUAGACGAUCUGCAGCUCCCGCCGAACCUGAUGCUGCAGAGGCUCGGACCAGCUGCGGUGGCAGGGCUGGUACCGCCUGCAGGGGUUGCUGCAGCAGCGACGGCAGCUGCUGAAGCAAUGCGGUUGCUGGGAGGGGAGGAGGACGAGGAGGAAGAGGAGGAGGAGGGUGAGAGGGAGGGGAAGGGGAAAGGGAAAGAGGAAGAGGAGGGAGAAGUGGAGUCUAAGGGCGUGAAGGGAACCACCAUUCCUGCUGUUGCUGCUGCUGCUGCUGCUGCCACUGCCGCUGCUGCUGCUGCUGCUGCUUCUCCUCCUGCCGCCGCUGCCACACCUGGCGCCACAGCAGGGGCUGAUUCUUUCCCAACCAUUCCCGCGAUGGCCAAGGCGAAGCGCGCGAGGCUUCGAGCCGCCAGGCGCAGCGACAGGCGAGCCGCUGUAGAGCAGAUCAACUCCUUUCUUCGAACGCGGCUGCUGGAGACACCCAUUCCCCCGGAGGUGACGCGGGUGCGGGUGGGAGGGGGCAAGGUGCGCGUGUAUGUGGAGGGCGAGUAUCAGGCCGAUAUCACUGCUGGUUACAUGUCCAACCUGUCUCUUUGGAAGGUGAUUAAAGUGAAGAUUCUUGUACGGGGCGCGGAGAACGUGGCAGAGGGGGAGGGGGAAGAGGAAGAGGAAGAAGAUGAGGAGGAAGAGGAGGAGGAUGAGGGGGAGGGAGAGGGCAGAAAGGAGGGGAAGAAGUGGCGCCAGCAGCGAUCACAGGGGAGGAAAGGCACGGCGUCAAGGCAUCACGGAGGGACACGCAGCAGAGUAAAGGGCGUGAAGGGCAUCCCUAUGAGCGAGGUGCAACAGAUGGCGCUAGCAGACGAGCUUCAGCGCCGCAUGGCAGCAGCAGCCGAGGACCCAAUCACAGCCCUCCACGUGGUGCUCCACCAGGUGUGCUGCGGCGUGGCAGCGGACGAGAUUCUACUUCAGCUGCACGCGCUCUGCGCCGCCCGCUGGCGCCACCACGUCAAGUUCGAGUGGGAGCAAAGGAUGGGUGGCAGGGGAGGGGGAACAGGGGGAGUAGCAGGGGCAGGGGGACCAGGGGGAAAGGGCGGAGUGGGGGGAGCGAGGGUCAGUGGUUCAGGAGCAGCAGCAUCGAGUGGGGGGCCAAGGGAGGGGGAACGAUCCGGGGCAGCAGAGGCAGGAGCAGGAGGAGCGGGGGCAGGAGAACCAGCCGGGGGUGCAGCAGGGUUGCCAGCGGUUCCAGAGGUAUCUCCUGCGGUGCUGCAUGUGUGGUAUUGGCUGGACCCAGGGAAGGGUGAGAGCACAGGGGGCUCGUCGUCAGUUGUGCUGGUCCGGCUGGGGAUUGUCAGCUUUGAAAGCUCUUCUGCUGCUGCUGCGGCGGCGGCAGUUCCUGCUCCUCCUCCCUCCUCCCUGUUCUCUCGCCAGCCGUUGCGCACCCAGCUCAUAUGCCAGCAUACGCCGCCCGUGGUGGACCCCGAGACGGGCGGCGAGGUUUGUCUCUAUCUGGACCCGAGCAGGAUCGACGUGGAGAAGCUGGUGUUGUUUGCCGCCCGGUGUUCUGCGCAUGCCAAGCUGGCGCGGUUAAGGCGAGACCUCUUGGCCUCUCCGCUGCUCUGCUGCGGCCCUCAAGACUUGCUGCUCUCUUUCCCUCCUGCUCCCUCUCGCUCCUCCUCCCACUCUUUAUCUCUCCCCACCGCCCACUCUCCUUUCUCUGAUAACCCUCCACCUCCACCUCCUCCUCCACCUCCAUCUCCUCCUCUGCAUCCUUCUGCAGAUGCUGCAAAGAGUGCAGUGCUGCCGACGGAAAAGCCACGCGAAGAGGGGGAAGAAAAAGGGGGAGGGGGGUUGGAUGGCGUUGGCAAAAGGUUGGGGAGUGUUCUGGGGAAGCGCAAGAAGCUUAUGGAAUCUCUGUCGUUUAUCAAUGCUGGCAUGCCAGACAGUUGUUGUGUUGAGGAUGGUACUGGUGCUCAUGGUGGUGGUGUUUCAAUCCGUGAUGACCCACCAAGAGCCAAGAAGCAGAGGCAAGGAGACGAUGGGAGAGGGGUGGCAGCAGCUGGGGGUGGAGAGCGGUGGAGAGGCAGCAGCAGAGGUGGGGAGCGGUGGGGCAGGGAAGCAUCUGGGUCGAGAGGGAGGGAGGUGCUGUGGGUGCGGGCGUGUGGCGACUGGUUUGCUGCGAUUGGCGUGAACACACGGACCGGGCGGUAUGAGGUGUGGGUGGGCGGCAAGGGCUUGUCCUGGGCGGCGGCGAGGGACGUGGAGGGGGCGCUGAACAGUGGGAGCUCGACAGCAGGCGACGCGCUGGUGCUGCUGCGCCUGCACUGCCUGCACGCCCAGCUCACCGCUGCGGGCAUGGCUCUGGGUUUGGUGGUGGGCGCGCUGGUGCUAGCGGCUGGAGAUCCCGAGGUGGUCGCCCUGGCUGGUUCUGGGGCAGGAAAGGGGACAGAUCGGGGGAAAGGGUGGAGGGGUGUGGAGGGGAAGGGAGGGGGCUGGGGGAGAAUGAGCAAGGGGGGGAAAGGAGGGGAUGGAGAGAGGAAGGAGAUGGUGGGGGGAUGGGAGGAGCUGUUAGAGGUGGCGGAUGACUGGGAGAGUGAUAGUGAGGGGGAUGGUGAGGGGGAUGGUGAGGGGGAUGGUGAGAGGGAUGGUGAGAGGGAUGGUGAGAGGGAUGGUGAGGGGGAUGAGAGGCACAGAGGGGUUGGCAAUGAUGGGGAGAUGGGCAAAGCAGGGCGAGAUGGGGAGGCAGAAGGUGCAGAGCAAGCAGCAGCCGUUGAUGGCAAGCAGGGUGCAGAUCGUGUGGCUGGGGCCGUCGAUGCCGCUGCAGCGGUUGAAAGCGGUGGUGUUGUUGAUAAAGACACCACACCCAUCAAGAAGCGCAAACGCCACCACACCACUCACCACCCAUCCCAACCCCUUCACUGCGCUCUGAUUGGCCGGCCGUUGCAGGAGCUGGUGCAGCUGGCAGGGCGGGGCAAGGCCCCUGUGUCCCUCAUCUUCUCCCUCGUGCUGUCCCGCGCCCAGCAUCUCGCUGCUGCUGCUGUCAAGCACUCCCUCCUCUCCUCCCUCCUCUCCUCUGCUGGUGUCUCCACCUAUCUAGAGGAGUGUGUGCGCAUGGACGACGCAGGCCUGCUGUUGGACGCCAUUCGCCUCACAGCAGCGCCGCUGCACGCCUUGCACUCUGCCAUCCGCCCCCUCCGCUCCCUCUCCGUCCCUCCCGCCGCCCUGCCGCCUUCGCACCACCACCACAACGCACACCAGCAACCACAGCAGCCGCAACACGUGCAACAAAUGCAUGCUAAUGCCCCUGCACAUGCGGCAGCAGCUGCUACUGGCACUAAUGCAUCGACUCCUACAGACCCCACACCACCGGAAGCUCCUGCUUCCGCUGCAGCCACAACAGGAACCCCUACCCCUGUCACUGCAUCCCCAGCAGCAGCAUCAGCCCCAGCAGCAGCAGCCGCAGCAGCAGCAGCAGCAGCGGCAGCAGCGGCGGCAGCAGCAGCAGCAGGGGCGUCGCGGGGGCUGAUGGUGGGAGCAACGCUGUGCUCAUUCCUCCCAGGAGACAUCACCAUCAUCCCGCGCGGCCCCUUCUCCUUCCGCAUCGUGUACCGCCACGACUUUGCCAUCCACAUGCGCUGCUUCGCGCCAGACUUCGUCUGGCUGCAGCCCGCCCCGCCGCCCAAAUCCUACGACCUGCCGCCCGGGCUCGUCGCGAUGUUCCCUGAAGGCUCUGCUGCUGUUUCGGCUGCAGCAGAAACUCCCAACGGUGCUGCUCGGGGUGGGAACAGGGGUGGUGGCAACAGGAGGGGUGGGGCACCUGGAGGAACCACUCCAGGCAACGGCUAUCCGAAUGGGUCAGCCAGUGGUUCUGCUGGUGCUGCAGCUGCAGCAAGUGGGGUGAUUCGAGGGGAUCUGUCUUUGGGAGGGUCCUUGCCCUGCCCACAGUUCCGCCCCUUCAUUCUGGAGCAGGUCUCUCUGCUGCUCUCACAGCUGGACCGACAUGCCCCUGACCUUCCCCCUCCUCCUUCUGCUGCGUCUGCUCAUCCUCCUGCCGCUGCCGCGCCUGCUGCUGCUGGUCCGGAGUCCCACACGGCGAUGGUGGGGCUCUCAGAUGACGGCGGGUACGGCGGGGCGUGGGUGCCCGUGGUGCUGCUCAAACGCGUGCUGCGCAGCAUGCUGCGGUACCUGGGGACCAUUGCGCUCUUUGCCCGGUUCCCCUCUGUGCUGGCGGCUGUGCUGGGUCCGGCCAUGGGGACCAGGGAGGCUGGGCUGCUGUCUCAGGAUCCGGAGCAGCCUGCCCUGCGGUUCUUCAUCGGCUUAUGCUGCAAGUUUAUGCAGCUCUUUGGUGUGAAGCUCGCUGCUGUGCUGUGUACGCAUGUUGUCAACGCCCGCAUGGCCCCCCAACGCCGCCCGCCUGCCAUGACACCCGACGCUGACGUGGACAUGAGCCCCGCUGAGCUGGCAGAGAUCAGCGAUCUCUUCACCCGCAAGGUGGCAGUGGAGCCCUUCGACGUUUCCCGCCUGUCUUCGUUCGUGACACUUGUCAUGCUCCCUUUGGCCGUGAUCCGCGAGUUCAUGGGCUUGCUGGCCUUGAGAAGGGAGCAGCAGCGACUGCUGGCCGCUGCUGCAGCUGCUGCUGCUGGAACAGGCGGGGCAGCAGCAGGGGAGGCAGUAUCAGGGGGAGGUACUGCUGGUGGGGCUGGGGUAGGUAACAUCCCUAGCAUCCCCCCAGCUGCCCGGAUCGCAGUUGACCUGUGCUUUGAGAAUCGCAUCGGCCUAGGCUGGGAUCUCCCAGAUUCUUUUGGGAGACACAGUGGAGGGCCACCUGGGGGAGGUGUAUUGGCAGGGCAGGUUCACCCAGGCUCUGCUACAGCUGGGAAUGCAGCUGGCAGCGGUAGAACAGCCGACCGCAGCGAUAUCAGCUACAGCCGGGCAGAAAGCCGAGUGGAUUUCUCUCUUGUCCUGCUCGUGGACCAUGCCGCCCUCUCCGCCGCCCACCUGCCGGUCCAAAUCACGGGUGGCGCAGGCUGGCUGGCGCACUGCAUCUCGGUCCGGCUCCGCUUGCACUUCUCCGCCGCCCCUGCCAAUCCGGCAGCUGCUGGUGCAGGCGCUGCCUCUGUUGCCCCCGGUGCACGAGGGCCGUUGAUUCUGCAGCUGUCUCUGCUGGCCGUUGAUGGUAGUCAUGGCGGGAAAGCAUGUUGGAGUAAGGCAGAGGACUGGGACAGGUGUAAGCAGCUGAUUGGCAGGGCGAUCAAGGAAAUGCCACCACCUCCACCAGCAGCUGCUGCAGCAGCUGCCGCCGCAGUAGCAGCAGGUGGUGGAGUAAAGGAAAUGGGGGUGGUGGUGGGAGGUAGAGGGUGGUUGAGAGUGUUAUCCGAGAGGUUGCAGGCAGCAGUGCACUCUGCGCUGGCCUCGUCUCACAGGGUUCCUCUCGACAAGCACCUCCUCUGCUCUGGCUCCUUUUCCUCCCCCCCACCCCAAUUUCUCGCCUGUUUUUCUCCCACCCAUCCGUCGCUCUCGCUCCCAUCCCGCCCUUUCCUCUCCCUCACUACCCGCCGUCACCUCUCCAACCCACCUCACAAUCACUCCGUCCCACCCCGCCAUCUCCUCUCCCUCCUCCCCGCCGUCGCCUCUCCCUCCUCCCCGCCGUCGCCUCUCCCUCCUCCCCGCCGUCGCCUCUCCCUCCUCCCCGCCGUCGCCUCUCCUUCCUCCCCGCCGUCGCGUCUCCCUCCUCCCCGCCGUCGUCUCUCUUUCGCCGCCGUCGCCUUCCCCUCCUCCCCGCCGUCGCCUCUCCCUCCUCCCCGCCGUCGCCUCUCCCUCCUCCCCGCCGUCGCCUCUCCCUCCUCCCCGCCGUCGCCUCUCCUCCUUCCCGCCGUCGCCUCUCCUCCUCCCCACCGUCGCCUCCCCUCCUCCCUGUCGUCGCCUCUCCCUCCUCCCCCCGUCGUCGCCUCUCCCUCCUCCCCGCCGUCGCCUCUCCUCCUCCCCGUCGUCGCCUCCCCCUCCUACCCGCGUCGCCUCCCCCUCCUCGCCUCGCCUCUCCCUCCUCCCCGCCGUCGCCUCUCCCUCCUCCCCGCCGUCGCCUCUCCUCCUCCUCACCGUCGCCUCUCAUUCCCUCCCCGCCGUCGCCUCCGGCGACAAGUGCACGAGCGCAAGCGGAAGUUGGUUCGCGAGCGCGGGUCAGUGCGCGAGCGCGAAUUGGUGUGCGAGCGCGACUUGUUUUCUGAAGCACCGUGA
Messenger RNA from Closterium sp. Yama58-4, 7902 nucleotides. The record is from the annotation of a GenBank genome assembly. NCBI's taxonomy places the organism in Eukaryota, Viridiplantae, Streptophyta, Zygnematophyceae, Desmidiales, Closteriaceae.